AUGGGAGACUGGAAUUUCCUUGGAGGCAUUUUAGAGGAGGUCCACAUUCAUUCUACUAUUAUUGGAAAGAUUUGGCUAACGAUCCUCUUCAUAUUUCGAAUGCUUGUCCUCGGAGUGGCAACUGAGGAUGUCUGGAAUGAUGAACAAUCAGAAUUCAUAUGCAAUACAGAACAACCUGGUUGCAGAAACGUGUGCUAUGAUGAGGCCUUUCCCAUCUCUCUCAUAAGAUACUGGGUCUUGCAAGUUAUAUUUGUGUCUUCCCCUUCCUUGGUGUAUAUGGGUCAUGCCUUAUACAGAUUAAGAGCCUUGGAAAAAGAGAGGCAAAAAAAGAAAGCUCAGGUAAGAGUGGAGCUUGAAAGCACUGAAUUAGAAAUGACUGAAAAUCGGAAAAGGCUGGAGAGAGAACUCAGGCAAUUGGAUCAAAGAAAGCUAAACAAAGCACCCCUUAGAGGCUCUUUGCUCUGCACUUACGUGAUACAUAUUUUCACAAGAUCUGCAGUGGAAGUCGGUUUUAUGAUUGGGCAGUAUCUUCUUUAUGGCUUUCAUCUAGAUCCCCUUUAUAAAUGUCAGAGAGAUCCAUGUCCAAACACAGUUGACUGUUUUGUAUCUAGACCAACAGAAAAGACAGUGUUCAUAUUAUUCAUGCAAUCAAUAGCAACUGUAUCAUUGCUUUUAAACAUCCUAGAAAUUAUUCACCUAGGAUUCCGAAAAAUUAAAAUGGGACUCUGUGGGCAGAACAAAAACAAGGACGACCCUGACAAUUUCUACAUAAACAAAUCGAAGAAAUACUCUGUGAUACCACACCCUUCUUUAGGACUAUCCACCACCCCUCAAAAAACUCUUGCUUCUGCACUUAGCAGUUACACCUUUUUAAUGGAAAAGCAAACUGACAGUGCCGUCUACCCGGUUCUAAAUCCUCCUCCCAUGUUUCAGUCUGUGCAAAAUAACCGUACAGAAAGCAGCAGCAAUUACACCCAUCGCAAUCAGGAAAACAAAUCGCCAAAGAAGAGGCCAGCUACAAAUGCUUUAGACAAUCAGGCUCAGAAUACUAGCACAAAUAAUAACGAAGGCUUGCUUGGCAAGCUUGAGACUGAAGCCUGCGAUGCUCAAAAAGAAGCUGAAAAGAAACACUUCCUUGUUGGUACUCAGAACGCAAAUAUAGCUUCGAGCAGGUGCUUGACAAGCUUUGCUGAAAUGCCAUCUCAAACUUCACUGCAACCCGAUAAAACUUCCUUUCCUAUUACUGGUUGCAGAAGACAACAUGGAAUCUGUACAUCUUGGAACUGCUCAGCAAUGGCUGAGAGUGCAGGAACUUCGACAAAUUCUCUUCCAAAGAACAGCAAUGGAAGACAAAGCAGUUUCAGUGCAAACAAAGCCCAACCUCCUUACAAUGCUGACAUAAAAAAUUCUAGCCGAACAGACACUCCAGACUGUACAGGGGAGGUGAGCUCAGAAUCUAAACAAAGUAGAAACUGCGAUAGUCCUAAGCCUUUCUCUUUGUCUAGGCGACUGUCGCUGUCAAGUAAUGCCAGCAGCAGGCGUGCCCCCACUGAUCUUCAAAUAUAG
Messenger RNA from Tauraco erythrolophus (red-crested turaco), 1566 nucleotides. It is a transcript of the gene GJA9, whose product is annotated as gap junction protein alpha 9. Gene Ontology annotation, molecular function: gap junction channel activity. The record is from RefSeq and is a predicted model, not a curated record. NCBI's taxonomy places the organism in Eukaryota, Metazoa, Chordata, Aves, Musophagiformes, Musophagidae. Gene Ontology annotation, biological process: cell-cell signaling. Gene Ontology annotation, cellular component: connexin complex.